Molecule: messenger RNA, 3113 nt
Organism: Microplitis mediator
Lineage: Eukaryota; Metazoa; Arthropoda; Insecta; Hymenoptera; Braconidae
Gene: AP-1-2beta
Product: AP-1 complex subunit beta-1
Exons: 12
Coding region: 160-2937 (925 amino acids)
Biological process (GO): vesicle-mediated transport; intracellular protein transport
Cellular component (GO): membrane coat; clathrin adaptor complex
Molecular function (GO): clathrin binding
Source: RefSeq, a predicted model, not a curated record
CCACUACAGUCAUGUUGGUAACAAUGAAAAUUGAUACGUCUCCAUGUUCUUACUUCAAUUAAAUACCAGGUGGGGCGUAUUGCCGUAGUGGUUCCUGUCGCUGUCAAGUAAAUCAUUAUUUUUUAAUAUUUGACAGUUAAUUAUUAUUAGUUUAGCAAAAUGUCGGACUCGAAGUAUUUUACGACGACCAAGAAGGGAGAAAUUUUUGAAUUAAAAUCAGAAUUAAAUAAUGAUAAGAAAGAAAAGAAAAAGGAAGCUGUGAAAAAGGUGAUUGCUUCGAUGACUGUGGGUAAAGAUGUAUCAGCAUUAUUUCCCGACGUCGUUAAUUGCAUGCAAACGGACAAUUUGGAGUUAAAGAAACUUGUGUAUCUUUAUCUUAUGAAUUAUGCUAAAAGCCAACCAGAUAUGGCCAUCAUGGCAGUCAACACAUUUGUAAAGGAGCUAGCAACAUCUCCGAUGACAAAGGACUGUGAGGAUCCAAAUCCACUGAUUCGUGCCUUGGCUGUACGAACAAUGGGAUGUAUUCGUGUUGACAAAAUAACAGAAUAUCUUUGUGAGCCAUUGAGAAAAUGUCUGAGGGAUGAGGAUCCGUAUGUAAGAAAAACAGCAGCUGUUUGUGUUGCUAAAUUGUACGAUAUUAAUGCUGGAUUAGUUGAAGAUCAAGGAUUUUUGGAUCAGUUGAAAGAUCUUUUAUCAGAUAGUAAUCCAAUGGUCGUAGCAAAUGCUGUCGCUGCAUUGUCUGAGAUAAAUGAAUCAAGUCCCAGUGGACCACUUGUUGAAAUGAAUGCACAGACAAUAAACAAAUUGCUGACUGCUCUUAAUGAAUGUACUGAGUGGGGACAAGUUUUUAUUUUAGAUUCUCUAGCUAAUUAUUCACCUAAAGAUGAUCGUGAAGCUCAAAGUAUUUGUGAAAGAAUUACUCCACGUUUAGCUCACGCUAAUGCUGCAGUUGUCUUAUCAGCGGUCAAGGUUCUGAUGAAGCUCAUGGAAAUGUUACAAUCAGAAUCAGAUUUCGUUGGCACUCUGACUAAAAAAUUAGCACCUCCACUAGUAACUCUUCUUAGUUCCGAGCCGGAAGUUCAGUACGUGGCUUUGAGAAAUAUUAAUUUGAUUGUACAAAAGCGGCCAGAUAUUUUAAAACAUGAGAUGAAAGUAUUUUUUGUUAAAUACAACGAUCCAAUUUACGUUAAAUUAGAAAAAUUAGAUAUCAUGAUUAGAUUAGCGUCUCAAGCUAAUAUUGCACAAGUUUUAUCCGAAUUAAAAGAGUAUGCUACUGAAGUUGAUGUUGAUUUUGUGAGAAAAGCUGUCAGAGCUAUCGGAAGAUGCGCUAUUAAAGUUGAACCAUCUGCUGAAAGAUGCGUGUCUACACUUUUAGAUUUAAUUCAAACUAAAGUAAAUUACGUCGUUCAAGAAGCCAUUGUCGUUAUAAAAGAUAUUUUCCGUAAAUACCCAAACAAAUAUGAGAGUAUAAUUUCAACUCUCUGUGAAAAUCUUGAUACUUUGGAUGAACCAGAAGCCCGUGCAUCAAUGAUCUGGAUUAUUGGAGAGUAUGCUGAGCGUAUUGACAACGCCGAUGAAUUGUUAGAAAGUUUCUUAGAAGGUUUCCAUGAUGAAAAUACUCAAGUACAGCUGCAGCUUCUUACUGCUAUUGUAAAACUUUUCCUAAAACGUCCAACUGAUACACAAGAAUUAGUGCAGCAAGUUUUGAGUCUUGCGACCCAAGACUCCGAUAAUCCAGAUCUUCGUGAUCGUGGAUUUAUUUACUGGCGAUUAUUGAGCACAGAUCCAGCAGCUGCUAAAGAAGUUGUUUUGGCAGAGAAACCGUUGAUUUCUGAGGAAACAGAUUUAUUAGAACCGACUCUACUUGAUGAACUUAUCUGUCAUAUUUCAAGUCUUGCAUCAGUUUAUCACAAGCCACCUAGUGCUUUUGUUGAGGGAAGAUCAGCUGGUGCUAGAAAAUCAUUGCCAGCUAGAAAUAAUUCAAAUGAUGAAGCUGCCAGAAGUCAACCAGCAGCUCAAGUUAUUCCAGCUCAAGAUUCUCUGAUUGGAGAUCUUCUCAGUAUGGAUAUUGGCGGACCGCCAAUUGUUCCACCAGCACCAGCAGCGUCCACAGGUUUAGAUCUUUUGGGAGAUGGUUUAGAUGGAAUACUCAGUGGAACAGAUACUUCAGCACCAAUUGUUUCUCAAACAACGACAGGUCUUCUUGGUGAUAUAUUUGGAUUUAAUCAAGCACCCACUUCCUAUGUACCUCCAAAAGUUAAUUGGCUUCCAGCUGAAAAAGGAAAAGGGUUCGAUAUUUGGGGUACUUUUUCAAGGAAAAAUGGACAAAUUAGUAUGGACAUGACGUUCACGAAUAAAGCUAUGCAAGCGAUGGGUGGUUUCGCUAUUCAAUUGAACAAAAAUAGUUUCGGUUUAACUUUAUCUGCACCUCUACAAGUACCGGCUCCUUUGGGACCUGGUUCAAGUGUUGAAGUAAACGUAAUACUCACAACAACUGGUGCAGUUCAGCGUAUGGAUCCAUUGAAUAAUCUUCAAGUCGCUAUUAAAAAUAAUAUUGAUGUAUUUUAUUUCGCUUGUCUCGUUCCAAUGCACGUUUAUUUCACCGAGGACGGGCAAUUGGACAAACGAGUAUUCUUAUCUACGUGGAAAGACAUUCCAGCUCAAAAUGAGGUUCAGUAUACACUUAACGGAGUUUUACUAACAGCGGAUCAAGUUGUACAGAAAAUGCAGCAAAGUAAUGUAUUUACUAUUGCUAAAAGAAACGUUGAAGGACAAGAUAUGCUUUAUCAAUCUCUUAAAUUAACGAACAACGUUUGGGUGUUAAUUGAAUUAAAAAUUCAGCCUGGAAAUCCUGAUGUCACUCUUUCAUUAAAAUCACGUUCUGUAGAAGUAGCAGGAGGAGUUUUCCAGUCAUACAAUGCUAUUUUACAUUCAUAAACAGUAGGAAUAUAUAUAUAAUUAUCAUUCAAUUGUAUCAAAAAAUUUUUUAUUUAAAAACAUAUUUCAAUUAUGUUUUUUCUUAUUGUUUUUUUUAAGAAUUACUAUUAAAAGAAAGUAAAAUAAAUAUCUUUGUAGAAAAUAAGAAGUGAAAAUAAACAAAAAAAUGUAUUAAA